AUGUCAGGUCGCGUUCGAAAGACAAAGUCGCACUUGACUGUGAUAAAAGAUCGUGAGAGAGCUGCGCUUAUUGAAUACGUGGAGUCCCGAUCGAUUGCUAGCGACAUGCCUUACACUCGUUGUUUCCGUGCAAAGGUCCCGUGUCGUUUUGGCGAGAAGUCUACACGCUGUAGGACUUGCAUCGAGGCGAAGAAACCUUGUGACGGCGUCCUCGUGGCGUCUACUCUUCAGAAGUUGAACUCUCAGCAAAAGGAGUGGGAUGAGAAAGAAGAGAAAGCGGGUGAGGAGCUAUUCGCGCUUUAUCAAGAGUUUGCUCGUUUGCAAGUUCAAAUGGCGGAUGCUGCGGGUCGUCUGAAACGGAUUCGGACGGUCCGUAAGAUGGUUCGGGAGCGGCAGACCGAAGUUUUUAAGCGUGGUAUGCAGGAGGUUGACAGGGAGGAUGGCGUCCUGGCGGACGACGAAGUCCUACCUGCCUUGGAUGCUUACGAGAGGUUCGUCGUUAGUGACCUCCAGGCAGUGGGUCUCGGGAAUGAUCCUCCUUGGUCCCUUUUUGGUUUUGGUGACGAGUUUGUGGGUUUAGGUCCUCUGGUGGAUGGCGCGGGUGCGGGGAGUGUUGGAGGUUCCUCGGCUACUCAGGGCUAG
Colletotrichum truncatum is the source of this 642-nucleotide messenger RNA. RefSeq lists its product as uncharacterized. The record is from RefSeq and is a predicted model, not a curated record. Lineage: Eukaryota; Fungi; Ascomycota; Sordariomycetes; Glomerellales; Glomerellaceae.